AUGAGCGACGGCGUGGAAACCUUCGCCUUCCAGGCGGAGAUCAACCAGCUGCUCUCGCUGAUCAUCAACACGUUCUACUCGAACAAGGAGAUCUUCCUGCGCGAGCUGAUCUCCAACUCGAGCGAUGCCCUCGACAAGAUCCGCUUCCAGAGCCUCACGGACAAGAGCGCUCUCGACGGCCAGCCUGAGAUGUUCAUCCACAUCAUCCCGGACAAGGCGAACAACACCCUCACCAUCAUCGACUCGGGCGUGGGCAUGACCAAGGCCGACCUGGUCAACAACCUCGGCACGAUCGCCCGCUCGGGCACGAAGGCCUUCAUGGAGGCGCUCCAGGCCGGCGCGGACGUCUCGCUGAUCGGCCAGUUCGGCGUGGGCUUCUACUCGGCCUACCUGGUCGCGGACCGCGUCACGGUGCAGUCGAAGCACAACGACGACGAGCAGUACGUCUGGGAGUCGCAGGCGGGCGGCUCCUUCACGGUGCGCAAGGCCUCGGGCGAGGGCGACGAGGCCCCGCUCGGCCGCGGGACGAAGAUCGUGUUGCACAUGAAGGACGACCAGCUCGAGUACCUCGAGGAGCGGCGCCUGAAGGACCUGGUGAAGAAGCACUCGGAGUUCAUCUCGUACCCGAUCUCGCUGUGGGAGACGAAGACGACGACGAAGGAGGUGACGGACGACGAGGCGGAGGAAGAGAAGAAGGAGGGGGAGGAGGCCAAGGAGGGCGAGGUGGAGGAGGCCAAGGAGGACAAGCCGAAGAAGACGAAGAAGGUGGAGGAGACGAGCCACGAGUGGGAGCUGCUGAACAAGCAGAAGCCGAUCUGGAUGCGCGCGCCGGAGGACAUCACGCGCGAGGAGUACGCGGCGUUCUACAAGAGCCUGACGAACGACUGGGAGGACCACCUGUCGGUGAAGCACUUCAGCGUCGAGGGGCAGCUGGAGUUCAAGGCGGUGCUGUUCGCGCCGCGCCGCGCGCCGUUCGACAUGUUUGACCAGAAGAAGAAGACGAACAACAUCAAGCUCUACGUGCGGCGCGUGUUCAUCAUGGACAACUGCGAGGACCUCAUCCCCGAGUACCUCUCGUUCGUCAAGGGCGUGGUCGACAGCGAGGACCUCCCGCUCAACAUCUCGCGCGAGAUGCUGCAGCAGAACAAGAUCCUCAAGGUCAUCCGCAAGAACAUCGUGAAGAAGUGCCUGGAGAUGUUCAACGAGAUCGCGGAGAACAAGGAGGACUUCGACAAGUUCUACGAGGCGUUCGGCAAGAACCUCAAGCUGGGCAUCCACGAGGACUCGCAGAACCGCGCCAAGCUGGCCGACCUCCUGCGCUACCACUCGAGCAAGUCGGGCGAGGAGAUGACGUCGUUCAAGGACUACGUCACGCGCAUGAAGGAGGGCCAGAAGGACAUCUACUACAUCACGGGCGAGUCGAAGAAGUCGGUCGAGAACUCGCCCUUCGUCGAGAAGCUCCGCAAGAAGGGCUACGAGGUGCUCUACAUGUGCGACCCGAUCGACGAGUACGCGGUGCAGCAGCUCAAGGAGUACGACGGGCACAAGCUGGUGUGCGUGACGAAGGAGGGCCUCAGCCUCGGCGACGACGAGGACGAGAAGAAGAAGGCCGAGGAGCUCAAGGCGGCCUUUGAGCCCCUGUGCCGCGUGAUGAAGGACAUCCUCGGCGACAAGGUGGAGAAGGUCGUGGUGUCGGACCGGCUGGUGGACUCGCCGUGCGUGCUGGUGACGGGCGAGUACGGCUGGAGCGCCAACAUGGAGCGCAUCAUGAAGGCGCAGGCGCUGCGGGACUCGAGCAUGAGCAUGUACAUGAUGAGCAAGAAGACGCUCGAGGUCAACCCGGAGAACGCCAUCAUGCGCGAGCUCAAGAACCGCGCGGACGCCGACAAGAGCGACAAGACGGUCAAGGACCUCGUGCUGCUGCUCUUUGAGACGGCGCUGCUCACCUCGGGCUUCUCGCUCGAGGAGCCCGCGACCUUCGCGGGCCGCAUCCACCGCAUGAUCAAGCUCGGGCUGUCGAUCGACGAGGACGAGGACCUCGGCGGCGACGAGGACCUCCCGCCGCUCGAGGAGGGCGCCGCCGUCGAGGACGCGUCGCGGAUGGAGGAGGUGGACUAA
Molecule: messenger RNA, 2118 nt
Organism: Pedinophyceae sp. YPF-701
Lineage: Eukaryota; Viridiplantae; Chlorophyta; Pedinophyceae
Source: the annotation of a GenBank genome assembly